CCGUGGAAUCACUCGCUUGUGGCAGCGCCUGCAAACUCGAAAUUCCUGUACGCGCUCCAGUUGUCCAGUUGUGAAAGUGAAUCGAAUAGUACAGCAGCAAGGAUACAACACAACACCCGCCCGGAACAAAGUGAGACAAAAAUCGUGGAAAUUUACCUACACAAAGUGUCGUACAGUGGAUUUAAUACUGGCGCUUUCGCACUGUAAACUUGCGAUUUGCUAAAACGAACAUCAAACCGCGGAAGAAAAGCGACCCAUUUCUGCAACACAACCAACGAACGGUCAGGUACUUCCGGCAGCCAAAGCCGCUUGGCGUGACUUGGAAGCAGCUACUUCACACGGAAUAGAAGCCUCAUUUUCAACAUGAAAUCUCCUGCCCUGUGGAUGGCCAUCGGUGCGAUUCUACUCCUUGGCGGAAGUGUGAACGCAUGGGGUGGACUGUUCAAUAGAUUCUCGCCGGAAAUGCUAGCAAACAUGGGCUACGGCAGUCAUGGAGGAUCCUAUCGCCCACAAACGUUUCUGCAGAAUGAAAUUCUUGACGAGGAACAGCAAAGUCCCCGAUACGAACCGGACCCCUGCUAUCCCCGAGUGUGCUCCGCUAACGAAUACUGCUGCCCGGGGUAUAUCUGUAUAAUCAUGGACAAUGAAGAUUCACCUAUUUCAGUAAGGGGCACGUGCAUGCCACUAUACGGGCGAAAGUACGGCGAACUGUGUCGGCACGAUUCUGACUGCGAGUCUGGGCUGGUCUGUGACAUCUCCGCGUUGAGCGGUGCGAGCGUCUGCCGACCGCCAACCAUCGUGGCAAAGCAGUACGGUGAAGAUUGCAUCACUUCCAGUGACUGUGAUAUUACACGAGGAUUGUGCUGUCAGGUGCAGAGAAGACAUCGGCAAGUGCCUCGUAAGGUAUGCUCGUACUUCAAAGAUCCUCUUCUCUGCGUUGGAACGGUUGCUGCUGAUCAGGUGAAACACCAGAUUGAGCACACCGCAGGUGAAAAGCGCAUCAUUUACAAUAAGCACUAAACAUGCACGAAACCCCCAAAAACGAUCACAUCGGAUCAUUCCGACCGAGAGGCAAUCGAAGUACUUGUGCGUGCGGCGUACAUGCCAUCUCCGGAAACAGCAAUUGAUUAUGAUUCUCCAUCCUGGCAAAACCCUCUCGCACCCGACAUACGCUGGAAGCGUGUAAAAAACAUACUUAUUAAGUCCUUGUAUUAAACAAAGAAACUCAUUUGCCCUCACAAAAACGUAGCUACCGGCCAAAAGCGAUCAGAAAAUGGCAAUCAAAACAAUGCAGCAGAUGGUAAUAAUAGUUCAGCAAAUCAAUCAAAUGGAAGUUGUGUUAUCAAAAUAAAAGAAGCAUUUAUCAGAAGUACAGAGUGUGUAACAAAAAAAACCUACAAACACAGAGCGGAAAAAGACGAAAAACAAAGCAUAUCCAGCAAACCAGUUAGUGCAUUCAAAGGAAAAAUAACUAUCGGAACGAAUACAUAUCAAGUAUAUACUUUUAAGCAGACAGAAAGAAAAAUAUUGUCAAACAAAAAAGAGUUUUCACAAUACGUUUCAUUUGCUUGCCUAUAUAUCAGUAUACCUAAAAUCAGUUGUUUGCUUAACAAAUACCGAACAAAAUUCCAAGUUCUUCAAUGACAAGUGUGCACGCCGCUUACAGCUAUAUUGCAGGCAACAAUGUUUAAAAGCUCUUAUCAUUUGAGAUACUAAGACGGAUAUCAAGUGUACAAGAUUGUUCAUAUUUUAUCCUCUUCUAGACGUUCCACACUGUGAUUGACGCCAAGUGUACAGUCCACAAGUAUGAACAAAAACAAAACCAGUUAGUAACAAAAGAAAAACGAACAUUAUAUUACCAUUUCGCGUAACUUUAAUCUUCUUCUCUUCUCGAUAUACCGCUAAACGUUAUGCAACAUGCAUGUAUUUGAACGCCUGGUGUCGUUUAUCAUUCAACCUGGUAGUACCAGUUUUGGCUUGUAUGAUAGCAGAUAGAAGUGUGUUGAUAAAAAAAAAGGUGAGAGCAAUUGCCCGGAAGCUUGCUUAACUGUUUUCGUCCAUUACCACUGCAUUUACAAAUUUACUACCGACACAUUACAUUGAUUGAAAACAAUACAAUAAAAUACCCCUUGCUGAUAUAAUCGGUUCUUAUGCAAUGAAUACAUAUCGUUAUACAUGAAAUAUAAAUAUAUUAUAUUAUAUAUAUAUAUACACACAAACACAACAAAACACACAUCUAUACAUAAUGCUGCGAAUGGUUAGAACCGUGCGGCAAGGAGGAUUAAUAAGAGCAGUCAAAUCCAACAGCAAACAAUCCACAACUAGUGUUAAGGAGGUGCAAAGCAUGGGUACGGAACAUCCUAGUGGUAUUGUAAGUUAUUGAAAAAAAAACAAUUAAUUAAAAACACCCAAAAAAUACCGAGAACAGAGAAGAAAAACCCAAGAAAACAAAACAAAACUGUUUGACUAAAAAAAAAAAGAACAACACCUUUACAAAUAUAUUCAUACUGGCUGAGGCA
This is a messenger RNA of Anopheles moucheti, 2519 nucleotides long. RefSeq names its product ITG-like peptide. Lineage: Eukaryota; Metazoa; Arthropoda; Insecta; Diptera; Culicidae. The record is from RefSeq and is a predicted model, not a curated record. The transcript is spliced from 8 exons. Bases 364 to 1020 code for a protein of 218 amino acids.